Molecule: messenger RNA, 2404 nt
Organism: Polyodon spathula (Mississippi paddlefish)
Lineage: Eukaryota; Metazoa; Chordata; Actinopteri; Acipenseriformes; Polyodontidae
Product: caspase-8-like
Exons: 12
Coding region: 68-1819 (583 amino acids)
Biological process (GO): proteolysis; negative regulation of extrinsic apoptotic signaling pathway via death domain receptors
Molecular function (GO): protein binding; cysteine-type endopeptidase activity
Source: RefSeq, a predicted model, not a curated record
AUUUAUUAUUAUUAUUAUUAUUAUUAUUAUUAUAUUAUUAUUUUCAGGUAAUUAAUCUCGUGACACCAUGGACUUCCAAGUACAACUCCACAAAAUAGAGCAAGCCCUGUGCAAAGAUGAAACAGAGGCACUCGCCUUCUUGUGCAGAGACAUCGUUGAUAUAGACCUCAAAGUAGAGUCUGCAUCCCAUCUCUUCACAAAGCUAAAGAACAUGGACCUUUUAGAGGCCGAAGAUGACUUUAUUGUCGCAGAGCUUUUAUACCGAAUCCGACAGUUUUGUUUGCUCAAAAAAAUGGGAAACAGCAAGGAGCAGGUUGAAAAAGAAUUGCCACAGAAAGGAAGAAUUUCAAACUAUAGGCAACUGUUAUAUGACCUGUCUGAGGACGUAACCAGAGAUGACCUGAAAAGUGUAAAGUUUCUAUUGCAAAACAGCCUUCCGCGAUGCAGACUUGAAGAUGACAUGACUAUGCUUAAACUUCUCGUAGAGAUGGAGAAAGAAGACCUCUUAGACCGAAGCAACCUGGAGAUGCUAGAGAAAGUCUUACAAAUCAUCUCCCCCAGUUUAGUGAAAAAAAUAACCAAGUAUAAAAAUGAAAAUGGGUACUGCACACAGGAGACUGGGUUUAGCUCUUCAGAAGCGCAAGGAUGGAAUCCCAGCCGGGCGCAUGCACAGUCACCGCUCCCUCCUCUGAGUCACUCUUCUCAACAAGGCGAAUCUUCAGCGAAUUCAAGACCAGCGUCCGGUGGGACUCGAAGAGCAAGCGAAGAUCAACAGCUGUCCAACUUGCUGCUGCCCCUCUCUGUUUCUGCAAGUGAACAGGGAGAACAGCAGAGAGCAAACAGCUUGCAGGAGACUGUAGAUAAUCAGAUAGGGAACUUUCCACCAAGCCUGAGCUGCUUUCGUGGAGCCAGUAAUGCAGGUGAGAUGGAGCCUCCACAUUCGUCUUCUGGUUUUUCAAGUGUAAAUGCAGAUGCUAUUGUUGGUCACGGUGAAUCAGAUGAUAGUGACCCAGGGAUUUCAGAAACCUAUGCGAUGAAUAGAGAGAAGAGAGGAUACUGCCUGAUCAUAAACAACUAUAAUUUUAGUGAGUCACGCACCAGAAGGAGCUCAGAACAGAAGUGGUGUACUGAUAGACAAGGAACAAACACUGAUGCAAGUGCAUUAAAGGAUGUUUUCCAGUGGCUGGGAUUUGACACUGUAUGCGUAGAAGACUUGACUCAAAAAGAAAUGCUGAAAGAAAUAGAACAAUACCAAAAUUUAACAGACCACAAAGACAGAGAUUGUUUUGUGUGCUGCAUACUCAGCCAUGGAGAGAAGGGAAAGAUAUAUGGGAUUGAUGGACGCACCGUUUUAAUAAGUGAAAUAACCAAACCUUUCUCGGGCAAGAAUUGCCACCUCUUGAUUGGGAAACCUAAAGUGUUCUUCAUUCAAGCUUGUCAAGGGCAGAAAACACAGUCAGGUGUCCCAAUAGAGGCUGAUGGCUACACUCCAGAGCUUGAGAAAGAUGCCCUGGUACCCAAUUCAAUUCCUGAGGAUGCUGAUUUCCUGGUUGGCAUGGCAACCGUGGAAGGUUAUGUUUCCUACAGAGACCCAUCUAAAGGAACAUGGUACAUCCAGAGCCUCUGCCAGAAUCUUCUACACCUGGUGCCAAGAGGAGAAGACCUGUUGUCCAUCCUGACAAAGGUGAACAUGGAUGUUAGUCGGAAAACUGAUGAAUACAGGAUAAAGAAGCAGAUUCCACAGCCAGCCUUUUCACUAAGGAAGAAACUGGUCUUCCCAAUUCCUGCCGAGUGCCCGCCUGCCCUGCUGCAGCUCUAGGAGGUCAAUCAUAGCUGUAUAAAAGGUUUGCUGUUGGCCUGUUUGCACCCCACCUCAAUUCUGCCAAGGCUAGCUGCCUUACAGAGUAGUGGACAGGAUGGUGGGAUUCCAAAAACACUUUGCUUGAUCUGGUUGAUCGCUGUGAUUGAUGGAUCUGUGUCCAUAAACUAUUUUGAAUUGACAGUUUUUGUUAUGAAUUUGAACUACAAUUUCAGUUGUAUCUCUGGAAGCAAAACAACGUAAUGAACUUCACAAAGUUUUGAGGUCAAUCAGCUACGAGAAAACACUGUUAUAUUCUUAAUUGAGGGGUCCUGUCGAGCAGAUACUGCACUGUAUGUACGAGGACCCUUAUACCAGUUGCAUGCAGGCUCACAUUGUGCCAGUUAUGAAAAAAAAAAAAAAAAAAACAGCAUGUAUUAUUGAGCUAUCAUCAAAGGGGUAACCUCAAAACUAAGGGGGAUUGUUGGGUAGGCUGGUCCACUACAAAAGGGGUUCCCAGGAAUUUUAUAAGUUUGCACCGAUGAAAGAAAUUCCCCUAACGAGGACACAAUUACCUUACCAUUGGCCUCCACCUGUGAACCAUUA